This is a messenger RNA of Coprinopsis cinerea okayama7#130, 1398 nucleotides long. Its product is annotated as cytochrome P450. Bases 1 to 1398 code for a protein of 465 amino acids. Gene Ontology annotation, molecular function: iron ion binding; oxidoreductase activity, acting on paired donors, with incorporation or reduction of molecular oxygen; heme binding. The record is from RefSeq and is a predicted model, not a curated record. The transcript has 11 exons. Lineage: Eukaryota; Fungi; Basidiomycota; Agaricomycetes; Agaricales; Psathyrellaceae.
AUGAGCUCCGUUAUCACCUCAAUCUGUCCUUCCUCCCACCGCUACUGUAACUACCAUCGCGCUGGCAGGGCAACAUGGAGACUGGCUGCCUGGGGCCUUGUACCUAUCAUCGUUCUUCUUGGUUUGUAUUACAGGGAGGUAAGGAAGAAGUUGCCCCCACCACCUGGGCCGCCGUCGUCUCUGUUUGGCGGACCGACACUUCCUGACCCUUAUCGUUGGGUAUCGUACGCGAAAUGGGGCGAGGUUUAUGGUAUGUCCUUGUUUAACUGGCCAAUGGUUGAAAGGCCAUAUAAACUUGGUGCUCUUUGGGGGAUCCUAGGUGAUCUUGUAUACUGGAAGACACUCGGGAAGCCAGUGUUGGUUUUAAAUUCCCGAGAAACGAUGGACGAUCUCCUCAAUGAACGAGCGAGCAUUUACUCGUCGAGGCCGUAUCGCGCGAUGGUUUAUGAUGUACUUGGCGUCAACUACCUGAUCAGCUCGAUGCCGUACGGCGAACGGUGGAAGUCGACGUAUGUCCACUCGAUGCUGAGGGGGCUGCUGGAAGAACCUACGGAUUAUGUUGCCGUCAUCCGAAGGAACGCUUCAGCUGUGACUCUGGGAUUGGUUUAUGGCCAUGAAGUUGCUGAAGAAGGUGACCUCUACGUCAAUCUUGCGGAGACGGUUGCGAGGAAUAUUUCCCAAGUCGCUUUGUAUGGGUCGUACAUGGUCUUGGAAGGGGAAGCAUCCACCUGCCUCGUCACUGAAGAACUGGAAGAUAUCUGGGCAGGAGCCAGUACUUUCACUGAAGAAAUCGUCAAGAACACUGCGGCGAGCGCUUUUGCGGCUGGCUCGGACACCGUUGUGUCUGGAGUACUGUCCUAUCUCUUGGUCCUCGCGAACUUCCCGGAAGUACAAAAGGUUGCGCAAGAAGAACUUGAUCGCGUUUUGGGCGGGCGUCUGCCCACCCUUAAGGACAGACAGGAUCUACCUUUGAUCGUACUCCGCUGGAAUCCUGUCGGACCGCUAGGCGGAACAAUCGUCGUUCCUAACAUCUGGGCCGUAUUUCACAACCCGGAACUCUACCCCGACCCCUUUACCUUCAAGCCAGAUAGGUUCGUCGAUCGUGAAGGCAAUGAUGAGCGCGGGAUCAACCCCAUUCCCGAUAUCAUCUUUGGUUUUGGUCGACGGUUCUGCCCAGGCCAACAUGUAGCACUCGACUUUACGUUCCUGGUGAUUGCGUCAAUAAGCGCUGUGUUCGAUAUUACAAAGGCCGUUGAUAAGGAUGGAAAUGUGAUUGAGCCGAAGAUUGAAUAUGAGCCGUUAGUUGUCAGUCAUCCCAAACCUUUCAAAUGCACCAUUCGUCCAAGGAGUAAAGAGUCUCGGGAGGUAGUCCAGCAAACUGCUCUGAAUGUCGAGUGA